AACAGAGUUCGUAGUGAAAAAAAAAACUGAGAGUCUCUGUUUGAGGCGCGCAAGUUUUCAUAAUCGUUUCUUCACGCAGAUCUAUCAAACCAGCAUCGAUUUCAUCUCUGCAUUUUCAAAUUCCAUUAACUUCUCGAAGUUAAGGAACUCACAAAUCUGAAAUAAUGGCGUGGCGACUUUCACUGCCCGCGUUUUCUGUAUUCCUGAUCUUGUUCUCUCUGCUCAACGAUUCUGUUCUCUGUAAAACACUUAAACGAGAUGUUAAAGCAUUGAAUGAGAUCACGGCUUCUCUUGGCUGGAGAGUGGUGUAUUCAUGGGUUGGAGAGAUGAUCCGUGUGGCGAUGGUGAUCUUCCUGCUUGGUCUGGUGUCACUUGUUCUACUCAAGGAGAUUACAGAGUGGUUACUAAAUUGUAUGAUUGGGUACUGUCUGUAUGAUGCGUUUCCCACUGCUGUAACUAAUCUUUUGGAUCUUACUACGCUGUUCUUGGACUACAACCAAUUUAGUGGGAGAAUUCCAGAUGAUUUUUACAAACAUCCAUUAUUGAAAGAGAUGUUCAUCGUGAGUAAUGCCUGUUGGCAACAAGUGAAGCCAAUAGGCGUUCACAAAGCUCUUGAAGUUUCAGACGCAGAAUUCCUCGUUUAAACCACCACAUCCACCAUUCUUUAUUCAAUUUCAAGCUUCUUUUUUCAUGUUUAACCCAAAGGCUUCUUUUCUUUUCUUUUCUUUAAGUGGGAGCAGCUUUAGCUUUGUAGUUCAUACACAGU
Messenger RNA from Cucurbita maxima (winter squash), 766 nucleotides. RefSeq lists its product as uncharacterized. The coding region runs from base 165 to 644 and encodes 159 amino acids. The record is from RefSeq and is a predicted model, not a curated record. NCBI's taxonomy places the organism in Eukaryota, Viridiplantae, Streptophyta, Magnoliopsida, Cucurbitales, Cucurbitaceae. The transcript is spliced from 5 exons.